Vicugna pacos (alpaca) is the source of this 1645-nucleotide messenger RNA. Lineage: Eukaryota; Metazoa; Chordata; Mammalia; Artiodactyla; Camelidae. The record is from RefSeq and is a predicted model, not a curated record.
GCGUACCUCGGGCCCUGUAACGCCCUCUGUUCUCCCGCUUGUGGGGAGAAGCGGCCCACCUGACUGACACUGUGGCGGGGGCCUGGGUGGGGGCAUCCACCCAGCCCCCUCUCCAGGUGGGCGCUCACCACCCAGAUUGGGACAGGGAGGUGUCACCGUGGGAGGCGGGUAGGGGUUAAGCUGGGCGGUCUACUCAGUCCCCACGCUGGGGACCGGAGGCUCCAAGACAGGCUGACGGGCCAUUUUCUCCCUCUCUCGUGCGUGUCCUGUCUCCUGGUUUGUGACCCAUGGCCGCUGCCCUAGUUGUGGACCUGGAGGCAGAGCACAGCAUGGACGUCAUCCUGGUGGGCUCCAGCGAGCUGUCAUCCCCUCCGUCACCCAGGUCACGCAGAGAUCUUGUCGCCUAUGAAGUCCAGGUGAACCAGCGAGACAUAGAAGACAUGUGCAUCUGCUGUGGAAGCUUCCAGGUGCACACGCAGCACCCUCUGUUUGAGGGAGGGAUGUGUGCUCCAUGCAAGGACAAGUUCCUGGAGUGCCUCUUCCUGUACGAUGACGACGGGUACCAGUCCUACUGCUCCAUCUGCUGCGCGGGAGAGACGUUGCUCAUCUGCGAAAACCCCGACUGCACCCGAUGCUACUGUUUCGAGUGCGUGGACACGCUGGUCGGCCCGGGGACGUCGGGGAGAGUUCACGCCAUGAGUAACUGGGUGUGCUUCCUGUGCCUGCCCUUCCCCCGCAGCGGGCUGCUGCAGAGGAGGAGGAAGUGGCGCGGGUGGCUGAAGGCCUUCUACGACCGCGAGGCGGUGAGGAGCGGGACGGCUGGGCCCCGAGGGCAGGGCGCAGGCACGGCCCUGGCGCUGUUAGUUUCCCUGGUAACUGGCUGCAAAACGCCCAUCUGGACACGUGAGCUGACGAGUUUGGGCUUUUUGGAAAACGGCUCUGAGCCGGGAAGGCUGAGACAUCUGGAUGAUGUCACCGACGUGGUGAGGAGGGACGUGGAGGAAUGGGGCCCCUUCGACCUCACCUAUGGCUCUACACCCCCACUUGGCCACACCUGCGACCACCCCCCUGGGUGGUACCUGUUCCAGUUCCACCGAGUCCUGCAGUACGCGAGGCCCCGGCGGGGCAGCCAGCAGCCCUUCUUCUGGAUGUUCGUGGACAAUCUGGUGCUGACCGAGGAGGACCGGGCCGUGGCCACUCGCUUCCUGGAGACGGACCCCGUGACCAUCCAGCACGUCCGAGGCAGGACCACCCAGAACGCCGUGCACGUGUGGAGCAACAUCCCCGCCGUGAGGAGCAGGCACUCGGCCCUGGUUUCCCAAGAGGAAUUAGCCCUGCUGGCCCAGGACAGGCAGAGAGCGAAGCCCCCCGCCCAGAGGCCAGCUGCGCUGGUGAAGAAUUGUUUUCUCCCCUUGAGAGAAUAUUUCAAGUAUUUUUCAACAGAGCUCACUUCCUCUUUACAAAUGAGUCAUUAUACUGUGAAAACAGCAACAAAAAAAGACUUUUCCUAGAACAAAGAUAACUUUCCUUACACAGUCUCUUUUUUCCUUUUCAAAUUACUAUUUAUUUGCUUAACUUUGGGUCUCCUGUGGUCGCUACAGCCCUACCGCCCCUUUGGGGGUGGCGCCACGGGCCUCCCGCCUGC